Messenger RNA from Poecilia reticulata (guppy), 2972 nucleotides. The record is from RefSeq and is a predicted model, not a curated record. Lineage: Eukaryota; Metazoa; Chordata; Actinopteri; Cyprinodontiformes; Poeciliidae.
UAUUUGUGUUUGGUACACUUAGUUUCAAUCACUACAAAUAUUUUUAUAAUGUAAAAGAUAAACUUACCAAAAUAGAUAUUUGGUAUAAAAUUAGCAGAUAUUUGGUAUUUACUGGCUUAGACUUUGCUUUCUUCUUGCAAAUCUUUUCGGGCAGAGAGAUGUUGGAGUAGGGGAUGCGAUCGUUUGUCAUUGUGAUUGACAUUUGGUGGUUUGAACGUCCUCGGUUUCAACUCCUGUGGGAUUUAACCGUCUAUUAUUAGCUUUUUAUACAAAUAAAAUGACCACGUAAUCUUUAGAAGGGGUUAUUCCAUAUUUUUGCUGAAGCCUAUGACUCAAAAAUAACUGUCACACGUAUACUUAACAUUUCUAUAUUCAAUAGGAUAUCUUUGACUUUUUGCAACUGCAGGACAAAUAGUUAGUUUGUUAAAAAAAAAAUUUGUUGUCCUAAAUACUCAUAUAAAUAUCAUAAAACCGUGGUGUUUUACUGGCUGUUGCAAGUAAAAAUGUAGGUCAAAAUGGAGAAAAUGGUGUUAUCAUUCCCACUUUGCAGAUCGAUACUUACGAUAUUCAUUAGUGAUUUAGUUGUUGCUUUGAGUAUAACUCGGCAUCGAUAACACGACAGUCGCAAGGAUCCUUUAAAAACGUAAUUGUGGUAUCAGUAGUUAAUAAGUAGUCGUGUGGUGUGAUGUCAUUCAAUGGGGUGUUGCCUAAAGCAGCCGUAUGAGUUCCCUGAAAUUUGUUUUAAGAACCACAUCUAAAAUUGGGACAGCCCAAUUUCAAGGAGCCGUUUGAAGUUGAAAGGUUUGGAAAGUAGUUCUACGUUUUUGUUCAAUUGCACCUAUUUCAUGUCGUGGACCAGCACUGCUUGCAGCAUGCUUCAGAGUGGAGACGGUCAUCUUAGGUAUGAAAACAUAGUCUCGACUCCUUCUAGCACACUUUUUAUCAUAAUUUUUUUUUACCUCUAGCUCAAUCUAUCUCUUUCUUGUUCUUAAAACUCCCCGACCCCGAAGGCAAUUAGCUCUUCCGUGCUAAUUGCACACAUUUCAGUCGAGCCUGAAGGUGUCGAUUUUGGAGCAGGCGUGUUAAUGUUGAGUUUGUUUCAAUGUGGAAAGUUACGCUGGUUUACCAGCAUCUACCAGUUUGACACGCUUGAGCUUCGGUGGUCAUUGAUCUUACGGACGAGAUCAGAUUGCUUAAAUCUAGACGCAGUUAGAUCCAGCAGGGAUCUAACGCACAACAGAACUGGUUUUAAAAUGGAUAAAACCAGCCUGAACAAUGUUAAAGAUGUGCAAACUGUGCCAGGAGGUGAGAUCAUCUACACUGGUUUGGUCAAAAGUACAUUUUACCACAUUUUAUGAAACAGGCAGUAAAGAAGGGAGCCAGUCAGACUGUGGUUGGUCUAAUAUUUGGGUGCUAUGCUGUCUGCAAUUUAAUAGGUUCUAUGGUGAUGGGAAGAUAUAUUGUCCAGAUCGGAGCAAAAUUUAUGCUAAUCGCAGGACUUUUUGUAUCGUCGGUGUGCACCAUCAUGUUUGGAUUACUCGAUCGGGCCCCUGCGGGGGCCCCCUUCAUUAGCCUGUGCUUUAUAGUGAGGUCUGUCGACGCCGUGGGCUUCGCUGGUGCCAUGACCUCCACUUUUGCCAUGACGGCGAAAAUCUUCCCAAACAAUGUGGCGACUGUUUUGGGAAGCUUGGAGAUUUUCACCGGGCUCGGGCUCAUUCUGGGGCCUCCUGUGGGAGGCUGGUUCUACCACUCCUUUGGAUACGAAGUCCCUUUUUUGCUUCUCGGAUGUCUGCUUCUGAUCAUGGUUCCUUUCAACAUUUAUGUGUUGCCCUCCAUUGAGGCUGAACCAUCCAAAGACUCGUUCUUUAGACUGCUCUUCCAUGGAGAAGUCCUGCUGAUUUGCUUUGUGAUAGGAACGCUAAGUGCAGGGCUGGGGUUCAUUGAUGCCACCUUGUCGCUGUUUGCCAUGAAAACGUUUAAUCUCUCAUCUGGCUACGUGGGACUAAUAAUGAUCGGUUUGUCCUUGCCGUAUUGUCUGGCGUCCCCUGUGAUUGGUUAUUUCACAGAUAAAUAUCCUGGCACAAGGAUAGGAUUCACAGUGACGGGAGGAGUCAUCACUGCUGCUUGUUUCUUUCUGCUCGGUCCUGCGCCGUUCUUUCACAUCAAGAGUCAGUUGUGGUUGCUGGUCCUCAUGCUCGGCCUGAUUGGAUUUUCUCUGGGCAUGACUGCAAUCCCCACAUUCCCUGAGAUCAUCACAUGCGCACACGAACAAGGGUUUGAAGAGGGACUGAGCACUCUCGGAAUGGUGUCUGGUUUGUUUGGUGCGUUUUGGUCCACGGGGAUGUUUUACGGUCCCAUAGUGGGCGGCCUUAUCACACAGCGCCUGAACUUUGAAUGGGCGGCGACAGUCCAGGGUGCCAUCGGUCUAUUAGCUGCCUUACUUCUCCUGGCUUACUCUCUCUGUAAGAGAAAUCGACAAAGGCUGCGAGAAGAUAAUCAACAAUCGGAUGAAAACGCUCCUCUCCUGAACGGAUGAAUCCCUCUGCCAGUCAUUAAAGGGAAUAGCAGCGAUUCUUCUCGACACGAGGGAAAGCUUUUGUUGUGUUGUUCUUGCAACAGAAUUGUAAUGUUUUGUUUCGAUGUGGUGCUGCAGCGUAGCAGCGUGCAGACAACCCAGUACAUUCGGGAGCUUCCAAGUAAUUAAUUCUGAACAGAGAGCACAGAAACAUCUAACAACCAAAGCGUCCACCUCUUUGGUACCGAGACCUUUGGUGUUAGCGGUCUUGGCAUUCUGCAGCACAUGACUUGGAUUUCAUGCUGAGCUAAAGCCCUUCAGGAUCUAUUAACACAUUCAUGGGAUUAUUGAAGAAAAUUGUAUUUGAGAGAAUUGUAUUUGAAAUGUUUUGUACAGGUCAUUCCUGUUGUUAAUGGACGAAUGUAAUGUAAUGUGCAAUAAAACAGAUCUGACAAUG